Bicyclus anynana (squinting bush brown) is the source of this 8793-nucleotide messenger RNA. It is a transcript of the gene Cda5, whose product is annotated as mucin-4. Gene Ontology annotation, biological process: carbohydrate metabolic process. Lineage: Eukaryota; Metazoa; Arthropoda; Insecta; Lepidoptera; Nymphalidae. Gene Ontology annotation, cellular component: extracellular region. Gene Ontology annotation, molecular function: hydrolase activity, acting on carbon-nitrogen (but not peptide) bonds; chitin binding. The coding region runs from base 121 to 7422 and encodes 2433 amino acids. The transcript has 17 exons. The record is from RefSeq and is a predicted model, not a curated record.
GCGGACUCGCGAUCACUAGCGCGCUGCUCUCUCGCGCGUCGAGUCGUCAUGAGCGGGUGGUGAAGUGGAAAGUGCAGUGUUUUCGUUUACGUAUUAUUCGUGAUAGUGCUGACUGUAAAAAUGAAGUCUUUUGGCGCGACUGCGCUGUCUGUGCUUGCUGUUUUGACAGUAUGCCUCGCAGCGAAAGACCGUUCUCGGCAGCGCUCCGGCCCCAUCAGGAGCGUGCCAGUAGCGGCUGACAUCAAAAGAGAGGUGGACUUCGACUGUCCUGAAGAGUUCGGCUACUAUCCCCACCCCAGCGACUGCACGCUGUACUAUGUGUGCGUGUUCGGCGGCGCGCUACUCGAGUCUUGUACUGGUGGCCUUAUGUACAGCCACGAACUCCAAACAUGUGAUUGGCCGCGUAACGUAGGCUGCGACGCCACCGGUGCCGUGGUUGCCGAAGACCUGGAGCGCAUCAACGAGAGAGAUCCACCACCGCCGCCUCGACGCAACCCGCCGCCGCCGCCCCGCGCACAGCCCAACCCUGUCAUCACAUCGCGGGGACAACCGAAGUUCAACCGACAAGAAUACGAAAAGCAACAACAGCUGUAUGCGGAAGUGGACGACUUACCUCCAGUUGAAGAAAUUGAGAGUGAUAGACAACAGAGAGUAUACAGAGGACAACCAUCGACAAUAGGACAAGUCCAAAAGGACAGAGAUGGUUAUGUUUCUCAAAGUAACUCUGGAAGAUCGUUUAACACAAACAUCAUACCUUCGUCGAUAAAUCAAAAUAGUAAAAUAGGAUCAUUUUCUUUUGGAACACAAGUUGAUGACCGAAGGACAGCCACAAUAACACAAGCGCCUCAGACAUACAGAGAUGAAAAAACUGACAACGUAACUGACUCAAUCGACAGACCUAAAGACUUUUUGACUGUUAUAAGUAAAGUAAAAGACAUCACUCAGAAUACUCUUUUAAGGAAAAAGAGAGACGUUUUAGUUACUUCUACAAAUAGUUCUAAAUUACCAGAUAAAUUAUCGAAACGAAGUGAUAGUGAAAAUGAAAAUGACAAUGAAAAUGACCAAGUUAUGGAAUACAUUGAAUUCGAUGAACCGUCAAGUGAAGAUGACUACACCGAAGAAGAUUUAGAAGACAGUGAAAGAGGAAAGAGGCAAAUACGCUUUUACUUAAAAAAUGGGUUUAGACAACCUGACAAAAUUUGGCCCAAUUCAAAACCUAUAAAACUUAUUAACUUGCAACAAUACAAUUUCAAUCCUAAUUUACAAAAUCAAAGACUAGUCUAUAACGGUGAACAUAAUGCUAAUAUCCGAAAACCGGCGUCAAAUAAUAACUUUUUUCCGGCUGCUAAUUCUUAUGUUCCUUAUCAAAUAGAUAAUAAUCAAAAUAGACCAUUUAAACCAAGUAUACCUGACCCAAUAAAACAGAAGAACCCUCAGUUUAAUGGAGGUACUCAAAUUAUUACAAAAAGCCCCCCAAUAUCGUCUUUGAAUAAUAAUCAGAAUCCGUUUUCUGCAUUAGCAGGAGGUUUUUAUAAUAAUGCAUUGCUAAAUAUUCAUAAUACCAAUAUACAGGCAGGCCAUUCAACUAAACAACCAAGUUUAGCAUCUUUUUCUGAUUCGUCUCAUCAAUCUAGUUCAAUAGUUACAGGAAAGCCAUUACAAAUGUCAUCUUCCAUACGAACUCCAAAUAAUUACCGAGAAAAUAAUGUAAGACAAAAUGAACCUCUUAAAGAUAAUAAACAAGGUAACAAAGAUGAAGAUUAUGAAGAAGAAGACUUGGGGUCUAGUGAAGAAGAAGAAGACUCUUCACGUGAAGAAGAAAAUGAUGACCAUAAUCAAAACUUUCCAGUACAAUUUGGUUUACCUUACAGUUACAAUAAUCCUCGCCAUAAAUUUAAUAAAAUAGAAAACCCUUUUGCUAAUCCGGAGUUUAAUUUUGAUACUUUUUUGGAUAAGCUACGAGAUGAUCACUAUUCAAUUGUUGGAGUAACUACACAAAACCCUACCACUAAAGACGACCACAAUCCAUCUAAAAUAGCUAAUAAUAAUGCUGUGUUUACUACUGCUUCAUAUCCAGAUAAAAAUUUGCACUCGUCGACCAUAAAAAAUGGACAGAACACCCCAAGACCAUUUACAGCAUCUGCUGAAAUUAGUAGUACUGGAGCUACACUACAGAGAUUUGUAAGUUCUACUCCUAAUCAAGGACAGACAUAUCAACAACAACUAAUUCAGAGACCUCAAACAGUACCUCAGAAAUAUGUUCAAAAUACUCAAGAGCCUGUACUAAUUAAAAAUUAUAAUAAAUUACCUCAAACAACACCCACGAUCCAAGCAGAAAGUUUGAGACCUAAUAUUAAGCCACCAAAUUUUAAGGACGAUCGUCAACUGCCUCUUAGUUAUAGUUUUAAUACGCCUAAUGAGAAUAUUCAUCAGCAAUCUUAUGCUCUAAGACAACCAACAUAUUCGCAGACGACGCCAAUGGUUACACAGACGCCUUACUUAACUGGACCUGGCACAGCUCCACCAACUGGUUUCUUAAUACCUACAAAUCAUAAGCAAGUUACAUCACGGCCACAAUUAUCGUCAAGUACGCCUAACUUUGUGUCGACCACCCAAGCUCAAAAUGAGAAUCCAUUUUUAGCGUUUAUCCGGUCAAGUCCUAAACCUACGUCAUUAGUAGAUGAACAACUUUCUGCGUUUAAAAAUUAUUGGAAAACUCUUACUUCGGGUGUAACUCUUCCAACCACAUUGCUUCUUAAUCAAGGUACAGUUACAGAAACUCCGAAACAAGAAAAUUCGUACUAUCGAACAGUUCCAUCAUCGACUCAGUUGCCAGUAAAAAGUAAAACUAGGGUAUUAACAACGUCUACCACAGCAUCACCUAAACGUAGGCCAAUACCAAAGCCAUCACCAGAAAUGAAUGACUAUUAUUAUGAUGAAGAAGAUGAACAAUAUUACUAUGAACCUGCUGUUAAACCUAAAUAUAUGCCAAGUUCGGAAGUCAAGCCCCAGAGACCUCUAAUGGCACAAAAUUAUAAGGAGUAUGAUGAUAUUGGGUAUACUGAAAAUACGAAGAUUAGUCAUUCAUCACCAAAACCGGGAACACUUAAUGUACUUAAACAAGAUUCUGUGACCAAAAAUCAUAAUGAUUUAUCAGUUGUCACUAAAACUCCAUAUAAACAGAUUAAAAAUAUAAAUGGAAAAAUUCCCGUACCUGUGCUAGUCGACUAUGUAAGUCCUUCAAACAAUCAGUAUAUUUCUCGAAAUAAAACAGUUCACCUAAGAAAGCCUAGUCAUAAUCCUAAUACAUUGCGUCCUCCCAAGUAUCUAAACCAGACUACUUUGCGUCCUUAUACUGUCCGGCACAGAUUAGCAAAACCAACGACUGAAAAGUAUCAUAUAACUCAUGGAGAAAAUAAUAAACAAACUAGAGAAAGAGUUCGCCACCAAAACAUUGUAGCACAAAAUAUGAAAUUCACUACACCUCGUGACAGCUAUAAACAAGAGACUCGUUUUACUAAGACUAGUCAUGACGAUAGAACCAACAGUUUGGAACCAACAGAAAGUAUUACGCCUACCUCUUAUUCAGCCAGCCCUCGACCUAAAAUGCUGUACAAUGGAUCACAAACAUACAAUGCUGAUCAGUAUGAUCCUUAUUACGCUGUUUAUGAUGAAGAUGGUGAAUUGUACAAAGAUACAGACUAUGUUCAGCAAUAUAACCAGGCUUCGCUUCGGCCAGCAGUCCAGCAGACGUAUCGAGGAACCCCUCCACCAGCUCGGCGACCGGUUGAAACUUACACCCCGAGGCCAGUGUUAGCUGAUGAUUACGACGAUGUCCUUAUUCAGCCACAGAUAAGCAACCAGAAUCAGUACCAAUCUUCCAUACGCCAGCAGACAAGGGGCGAUGGUAACGAAUUGGGCUAUGAUCACAUUCCAAGCAGCGUGAGGACGACUGUUUAUGAAGCUAGUUCCCCACGCACAACUCCUACUACGACUAGCACAACCACUACUACCACAACUACUACCACCACUACCACUACCACACGUCGUCCAACUACUACUGCACCCUAUACCGAAGCCAUGACUCCAGCUCGGUAUAGCCCAAGAUCAUCGUCCGAUGAAAAUCCCAUACGCAAUCCUGAAACUACUACGAACCAAAAUUCUAUUGAUAAGUCCACUUCUUCGCUCCCCUCUACUUUAUCACCUUUCAUCAACUUUUCAUCCCUCGCCAAGCCUUUUGAAAAGACAGAUAACUCAUAUAGGUUAAACUUACAAUCGACUGAAAAAAUUCCGACUCGUAGGAAACCUUCUCGUGUGACUAACAAUAAUAAUGCUGUUAAAUUAGUACACCAAUCGCCUGCUACGAGUGAUAAAAAGUUAAUUUCAUUAACAACUGGUUUUUCAAUUCGUAGAAAUGUUAAUAAUACUAAAGAUCCCUACACCUUAACUUUUAUUUCUAAACCAUCGGAAAGCUAUUUCAACUCUAGAAACAGAAAUAUUCGAAUAAACCAGCAAGUAAAAAAGCAACAUAUUCAAAAAUUAGUCAACCUUACAGACGAUAACCAAGAUAUAAGCGAAGCUUAUAAUGAUUUCAUUAAAGAUGACAAUAGCAAAAUUAAUGAUAAAAGAGCUUCUAGUCUUGUAAUACCAAGAAUUAAUGCUAGCCCAGACGCAAAAGCAGAUAAAGAGCCAUUUGUUUAUCGUAAACCUGUGGUAGAAAGUACCACUUUACGACAAAAAACACAGACAACAACAACUCCUGUUAUGGAUAGUACAAAAUACUAUUUAAAAACAGUGUUAAGACGCCCAGCUCCUCCUGUAAAUAUCGAAGAACAUACCAAAAGUAAUGUAAAUAUUCCAACAACUACUGAAAAGAGUUCGCAAAAUGUAUACAAAGAAGAAGUGUUAGAUGAAAACUAUAGUCUCUCUUCUGAUUCAAACUUAUAUCAGUCAGAUAAUACUUAUUUUAAUGAUAAAUACAACGAACCAAUUAUACUUCCCUACAACGCAUACGAAAAACAAAGAAGUAAUUUUAAUAAGGAAGUGACUUCAGAAGAUUAUCCUUUUGGACUUGAUGCGACGUCUCCACUUACUGUUGCAAAAAAAUUGACUUUGACUACUCCAAAAUUAAACUUAGUGAGUUCUGAAAAUCCUUCAGAAAAAAAACCUUCUUACUAUGUUUAUCAAGUAGAAGAUGAUGUUUUGGCUGAUCAAACUACAGAAGUAUUUAAUGUUAGAAAUAUUAUUAAAAAUAUCUUAAACAAUUUCUCUAGUUCCACCUCACGAAUUGAGAAAAGUACCUCUACAACUUCCCGAACAACACCAAUAACAACUACUACUACAACCGAGGAAAAUAUCGUUCGUAUAGGUGUUCAAAAGAAAAAAACUACUUAUUCUGACGAGAAACCUCUGAAAAGUAUGUUGAAACAUUUAAAAAUUAUCACAGAACCAACUUUCGUUCAUUAUAUUUCACCAACAGUCGAAACAAUAACAUUUACUGGUUCGAACACACAAUUCAAUAAAAAUGAAUUUUCACCGACAACAACUGAAAUGCCUCAUGUAACUGAUGCUACAUUCUUAGAUUCAAUGACUCAAGCUGGUAGGCAUAAUAUUGUGCCUAGUUCAACGUAUACACCUCGUAAGGAAAUUCAUAAAUCAAAGUUCAAUAACUUUGCUAAAAGUAAAAUAGAAAAUGAGAAAUCACGUAAAUAUCAAAAAAUUAUUGAUGUUGACGGGCCUUCAUAUGAUAGUAGUCGCAAUAAAGAAUAUGAAGAGGACGGUGACUUGACUCAUUUGACUGAAAAUAAUUCUGAAACUAUUAAAACACCUACUGUUACUGAAAAUGAUCGACUUUAUAAUGACAUUGUACAUGACAUCGCUUCAACUACUAGUACAACAAAAUCGACAACAACUUUAAAAACUGAGAUAGAGACUAAACCGACUACUAAAAGUAUAUCCUUCCCAACACGUGCCUCUCGUAUCAAUCCUGCAAUAAAAUUAGCUGUGGAAAACAUUGGAGGUGGGCGCAGGAGUUACCAAUCAUCGUCCAAUUGUUCAUCAGACAACAGUCUGCAAGCGAAUUCGAAAUGCAACGAAAUCAAAUACCAGAGGCCAAGCAGUACUAGAGGACGAGGCUCUGCUCAUUUCUCUACUUCGGGUGGCUCUGAAUCUUCGCCACAGACACCAAAUAGAGGAACACCUCCAACUCGCAGUCGUCCAACAUUGAAGCCUUCAACGGCCAUCGUAUCGAAGUCAGCCGAUAUACCUGACAUUUACCUCAAUCCACCAAGUCGACCAGAAGCAGUCUAUCCACAACCAACUCCUGACAAGACAGCUGCAAAAUGCCGAAAGGAUGUGUGUCUCUUACCUGACUGUUUCUGUGGUGGAAAAGACAUUCCUGGAAAUUUACGAGUCAACGAAGUACCACAAGUAGUACUUAUAACAUUCGACGAUGCGGUAAAUGAUUUAAAUAAAAUUUACUACGAAGAACUGUUUGAAAGGGGACGAGUCAAUCCCAAUGGUUGUCCUAUAACAGGCACCUUCUAUGUGUCACAUGAAUGGACAGAUUAUAGUCAAAUACAAAACUUAUAUGCAGAUGGCCACGAAUUUGCCUCACACACUAUAUCUCAUAGCUUUGGUGAACAAUUUUCCCAAAAGAAAUGGAACAGAGAAAUUGGUGGUCAAAGAGAAAUUUUAGCAGCUUACGGUGGUGUUAAACUCGAUGACAUUAGAGGAAUGAGAGCACCAUUCUUGUCAGUUGGUGGAAACAAGAUGUUUAAAAUGUUGUACGAUUCCAACUUCACAUAUGACUCAUCGCUGCCAGUGUAUGAAAAUAAACCACCGAGCUGGCCUUAUACUUUGGAUUAUAAAUUAUUCCACGAUUGCAUGAUACCACCGUGUCCUACGAAAUCAUAUCCAGGAGUUUGGGAGGUUCCUAUGGUGAUGUGGCAAGAUUUGAACGGCGGGAGAUGUUCCAUGGGAGACGCUUGUGCGAACCCACCUGAUUCUGAUGGUGUCUACAAAAUGAUCUUGAAAAACUUCGAUAGACAUUACACAAGCAACAGGGCUCCCUUUGGACUAUUCUAUCACGCAGCUUGGUUCACUCAACCUCACCACAAAGAAGGAUUUAUCAAGUUCUUAGACUUUAUCAAUAAAAUGCCUGAUGUGUGGAUUGUAACAAAUUGGCAAGCUAUACAAUGGGUUCGAGACCCAACCCCAAUUUCUAGAUUAAAUAACUUUCAACCCUUCCAGUGCAAUUACGCGGAUCGACCUAAGAAAUGCAACAACGCUAAAGUAUGCAAUCUCUGGCACAAAUCUGGAGUUCGAUACAUGAGGACAUGUCAACCGUGUCCCGAAAUUUACCCUUGGACCGGAAAAACAGGCAUUAGAUCAUCACGAAUCGACAACGACAUCGAAGAUUAAACAGACUCAGUUAUUAGUUAUUAACAAAUUUCGCCCAACUUUUGUAAUGAUCCAUUAGAAUUUGCUUUUAGUUUUAAGCCAACGAGGCAUGGAUCAUUCAGUAGUAAAUUAUUGUGAGUAGAAAUUGUUUUGUCACCUUCACCUAGUGAGUGCCAUUUAGAUUUGAUGGUCACAAAGCAAAAAUUGUAAAUUGUAAACAAUUUCAUCUUAGUUUAGGAGUAGGUAGUUACGUAAUUUUACUAAUUUGUUAGUAUAAUACCAUGCUCCUUUUAGUUAAAGUAUGAUGUAUUGGAAACUGUGAUAUUGUGUGUUUUCAAUCGUUUUGAAAGAAAUGCAUCAGAAAAAUAAUGCUCUAUUCAAAUCGCUUAAAUCAUUUUAAGUACGAUUUUGUCGAUCCAAUGAUAUUCUGCUUAUUAGGUCUUUUAUUUCAUAUUCAAAUUAAAUGUUCUUCUCUCUCAUUUUGAUUAAAAAAAAUACGUUUUUUUAAGUAAAAUAUUUUUAUAUGAAAUCACAAAGUGAUAUUUUACAUAAUUAUCUUAUAAUAUACUUUGAUAAUAACUACUCGUAUUAUCGACUUGGAUUUCUAUUGUUUAUAAUUCUUAACGUAAGCCAUAUUAAAAUUUAGAAAAAAAAAGAUUUCUUAUCUUGCCAGCGUUGUGGUUGACACUGCCUUUUAUACAAUUGUAAAUAUAGUUAGAAUUUUGUAUGUGUUAAGUGCUAGGGUAGUAUUUUAUUGCGAGUUGUAGGCGCCAGUUGGAUGAAAAUGUGAAGCUUUGCGAAUAUUACGCUUAAUUGAACAAAGUUUUUUUAUAUUCAAAAUUAUAAUUUAUAGCGUCGCUUAGACGUCUGUCUACAUCGCGUAUGUGAUGAAGCACAUGUGUAUGUGACUGCUGAUAAAUUUAAUACCUAAUUAAAAUUAGUUUACUGUGCUUUAUCAAGAAUGUAAAGAGACAUAAACAUUUUGGUUAGAAGCGUUGUAUUAAGUAAAGCAUCAUUAUUUAAAAAUUGUCUUAACACUUUGAUUUGAUUUUCAUUACACAUUUUCUUUUCAUACUAAGAUUUAGUGCUACAUUUGGUAGAAGCGCUUACAAGAUUAUAUAAUUAUUUAAACAAUCUGCAAUAUUUAUAAGUCCUAUUAUUGUAAAUAUAUUUAGGUUUAAUAUUUAAAAUUGGAAGUUCCAUAUAAUUCCAAAAUAUUCGAUUGAUGUUUGUCGGUACUUUCGGUUGAUUCUAUGUAACUUGGACAUGACUCUUUUUUACUGGAACCCGUUUUGGAUGCUGUGUGAACUUUUUGCGUACAUCUUGAUAAUAAAUUAUCUCGUUAUGUAACAAAUGCCACCAGUGCAAAUGAAUAAAAUAUUAUAAUGCUAA